This is a messenger RNA of Paramecium sonneborni, 2403 nucleotides long. Lineage: Eukaryota; Ciliophora; Oligohymenophorea; Peniculida; Parameciidae. The record is from the annotation of a GenBank genome assembly.
AUGAAUCAUAGGUCAAUUAGACCAUCUAGUGCUUAACAAAAUAUUUCACAUAUAAGUGAUAAGAAUGUAUCCUUUCAUAAGAAGUACUAUAUACCUUUUAAUCUAAGUCCUUAUAAGUAACCCAAUCUACACAACGUUUCACAAUAUAGAGUCAAGGAAAGUGAAAAACUUUUUGAAGAGAGCUUGUAACUUAAGCUUUUAAUUAAUUAAUUGAAAGAUGAGAAUAUUAAGCUCAGAACAAGAAAUACUAAUUUAGAAGUAAUAUUGCAAUCAUCAUCUAGAAAGACUUAUAAAAAUGUUAAAAAAUUAUAGAAGAAGUAGAAACUACUGGAAAUAUGAAACGAUUUUAUGCUAAGCCAAGCACUGAUAAUUAAAUGAUUCUUAGUUUUAAAGGUUAAAUUAAAGAAUUGCGAUUUAAUCUUGAUUAAAGAGAAUAAGAGAUGUUAACUUUGAAAAAGUCUGCAAAAUACACAAAAUUGACAGAAAUGGAAAUAGAACGUAAAAUGUUCCAAGAUGAAACAAUUCGAUUAAAAUAAGUUAUCGAUGAAUUGGUACAAUAAAAUAUAUAUGCUUAAUAAAAAGAGCAUGAUUAAUAAAAAUUAUAGGAUAAGAUUGCAUAAUAAGAUAAUCUAAUUAAAUAAAUGUAAUAAGAUAUAGAAUCAUAUGAAACAGAUAAUAAAAAUCUUUAAUCACAAUUAUAACAGUUGAUUUAAGCUUACCAAGAUCUUGAUAGAGAGUUUACAAAACUUGAUUAAAAUAUGUAGACAAAAUUGAAAUCAAAAGAUAAACAAUUAAUUGAACUAAAAACUUAAAUAACAAGAUUAAAAGAAUAAUAUGAUAAAGAAAAGAAAUUACAUCAAUAACCAAAAUUUAGUCCUACUCUAAAAACACAUAAUAAAGUAACAAAACGUAUUUAGAGUGCUAAACCACCUGAAUAGAUUAUAAAGCCAAUCUAAAUAGAUGAAGUAAAUCACAUAAUUUAAGAGAUUAAAUAUAAAUUAAUAGCUUUAUCAUUACAUUCAAAAUAGAUUGAUACUUUAUUAUUAAAUUAAUAAUAAUAAUAAACAACAAUAGGAUAAUUGACAGAAAAGUUGAUAAAUGAUCCAUUUUUUUUGAAUAAAACAGAUGCUAAUAAUUUAGCUAGAUUUUUAAUAGAAUCUCCUUAAUAAAAGUAUCCUUAUACACCAAAUCUUUAAAUUGCAUAAGAUAAUGGAUUGAUAAGAGGAAUGUUUUUUAAAGUGAUAGGAUUUUGGGCAUGUUAUGAUUAAGUUGAGAAAAGAGUAUUAGAAUCAAGUUUAGCAAAAUUAUUUUAAGGAUAAGUUAGUUAAGUAGAGAGAACAAUGGGCAAAAAUAUUUAUACAAAAAAGGAUUUUAUAAGUUAAAUAUAAAAGAUACUAUAAAAGAAAUAAAUAAGAGAAUUAGAAAUGACAUAUUUAAUAUCAAAAGUAAUAAUUAAUAUUAAUAGAUUAGAUAAUAUUGCAAUCAAAGAAUUUAAAUUCUUUAAAAGGAGAUGCAUUAGUGAAAUAUUUAAGAGAAUUAGAGAAACUUGAAAAUGUAGAAGAUGUUAGAGCUGAGGAUUUAUAAUAAUAUUAUGAUAGUUUAGGGUAAUAUAAUAAUAAAUAAAUAAAAUUAGAUAAGACAAAGGUUUCUUUUUUUAUAAAUAAUUGAGAAGUAAAUAAGAAUAAAUGAUAGCAUUAUUGGAGACAAAGGAAGAUAAAGUGGAAGAAAUUGAUAUUAAUUUAGGAAAUGAUGGAAUUCCGUAAAAAUCAGUUUAACAAUAUAUUAUAAAAGGUGGAUUAGUGAGAAGUCAUUCUGAUCCAGAUCCAUUAUAAUUAAUGUUAAUAUAAAAGAAUGAAGAAGAUGAAGAAGAAGAAUAAGAAUAAGAGAAUUAUUAAUUAUAAUAGCAAAAGAAUUAAUAAUAAUAAUAUUAAUAUAAAUAAUAAUAAGAGAAAUAUCCAUUUAAUUUUGAAGAACAAGAUGGUGAAUAUGAAAAUGAUGAAGAAGAAAAUGAUGGAUAUUAACCAGAUUUAAAUAAUGCACAUAUAGAAGAAUAAGAUUAAUAUUAAGAAGAAGAUGAUGAUUAUAAUAUAAAUGUUGAUGGUGUCUUUGAAGAAGAUAAUGAUGAUGAAAAUGAUUAAUGGGAAAAAGUAGAGAAUAAAGGCAAUUUUCCAGUUCGUUAAGAGUAUAUAUAUAAUAUUUAUAAAUAGUCGAUAAAUACCAAAUAGCAGACCAACCUCAAGUUAUGUAAAUAAAGUUAAUAGAAGCAAUAGUGAUAUUAAAGCUAGUCUAGUUUCAGAAUUACAUCCAACUAAAGAAAUUAAUGAAGAAGGUAUAUUAUUAUAUUAUAAAUCUAAAGAAUAUUAAGAGGAAUAAUUUGAAGAAGAAAAUUGACAUAUAAAUUUU